Messenger RNA from Glycine soja, 1731 nucleotides. RefSeq lists its product as uncharacterized. The transcript is spliced from 3 exons. Lineage: Eukaryota; Viridiplantae; Streptophyta; Magnoliopsida; Fabales; Fabaceae. The record is from RefSeq and is a predicted model, not a curated record. The coding region runs from base 5 to 1504 and encodes 499 amino acids. Gene Ontology annotation, molecular function: acetylglucosaminyltransferase activity.
UCAAAUGUCUUCUGGUGUGGACUCAGUUCGUGACCCUCUCGAUAACGCAUGGAAAACGCUUCGUUUCCCCAUCAUCAAACCCAGAGAGCUUCUCCUUUUGUUCCUCAAAGCGGGUAUCGCCGUUUCAAUGCUCUUAAUCAUAACCCUCUUUAUCACUCUCUACAAUCAACCUUUUUAUCCUAACAACAACCACACAACCAUGAAAUACAUGCUCCAACAGAAAACCCCUGAGGAAAAAGCCUCCACCAACAUCUCCCACCUCCUGUUUGGCAUUGGCGGCUCGUCUGCUACGUGGCAGACGCGUCGCCAAUACUCUGAACUCUGGUGGCGUCCUGGCGCUACCAGAGGCUUCGUCUGGUUAGAAAGUCACCCGCCAGACAACACGACUUGGCCAGAGACCUCCCCGCUGUACCGAGUCUCCGGCGACACGUCGGUGUUCAAGUACACGUGCUCGUACGGGUCGCGCUCCGCGAUUCGUAUAGCAAGGAUUGUAAAGGAGAGCUUCGAGUUAGGGUUGGAGAACGUGCGGUGGUUCGUCAUGGGCGACGACGACACCGUUUUCUUUACCGACAACCUCGUCACGGUGUUGUCGAAAUACGAUCACAACGAAAUGUACUACGUUGGAGGGAAUUCGGAGAGCGUGGAGCAGGAUGUUAUACACUUCUACACCAUGGCGUUUGGUGGUGGCGGGUUCGCCAUAAGUUACCCUUUGGCGAAGGAACUGGUGAGGAUUUUGGACGGCUGCAUUGAUCGUUACGCUGAGUUUUAUGGGUCCGAUCAGAAAAUUCAGAGCUGCAUCAGUGAGAUUGGGGUUCAGGUCACCAAAGAACCGGGUUUUCAUCAGGUAGAUAUACAUGGUAACCCAUAUGGUUUGUUAGCGGCACACCCGGUGGCACCGUUAGUAUCGUUGCACCACUUGGACUACGUGGACCCCAUAUUCCCCAACACGACCCGCGUUAACGCCGUUAAAAAAUUAAUAACGGCGUACAAAAUGGAUCCGGGUCGGACCCUACAGAAGAGCUUCUGCUACGACCUCCGUAGAAACUGGUCCGUUUCGGUGUCGUGGGGAUACAGCGUGGAGCUCUAUCCCUCUCUGCGCACUUCCAAGGAGCUCGAAACGGCGUUCGAGACAUUCCGCACGUGGCGGACCUGGCACGAUGGCCCGUUCACAUUCAAUACCCGACCCGUCAGUGUCGACACGUGCGAGAGGCCGCACGUGUAUGUGCUGGAUGGGGUUCGUAAUGUGGAUGGGGACAUGACCCGAUCUUGGUACAGAAAAACCGUGGACGCUUCGGGGAAGGAGUGCGCGCGUGAGGAGUACGCGCGGGCUUUGGAAGUUCAAUACGUCGACGUUUAUGCGUCGCGCUUUGUGCCGGACAAGUGGAAAAAGGCGCCACGAAGGCAAUGCUGCGAGAUAAUGGACGGCGCAGAUGGGGUGAACUCUAGUGUGGUUCGCGUCAAGAUCAGAGGGUGUCGUCGAUUUGAAAGCGUGACCCCUUCGUAGAAAAUUACAACAAAGAAGGAAGUUGAUUUGUAUUUCAUUCAAGUUUCUUGCGAAUGGAAGACCACUACGAAGUGGGUCAUCAGAAGACGCGUUUACUCACAAAUAUUCUACUCGAUUUCUGCACGUAUAUAAUGAUAUUGUGAGAGUAGAAGAGAUUAGAGAGAUUUCUGUAGAGUCAACUUGUCUUGAAUGUUACUCAUUCACAAUUCUUUUUUUUUCAUCUCUAA